Melanaphis sacchari is the source of this 1023-nucleotide messenger RNA. RefSeq names its product RING finger protein 212B (gene nenya). Gene Ontology annotation, cellular component: synaptonemal complex. Lineage: Eukaryota; Metazoa; Arthropoda; Insecta; Hemiptera; Aphididae. Gene Ontology annotation, biological process: protein sumoylation; homologous chromosome pairing at meiosis; reciprocal meiotic recombination. The record is from RefSeq and is a predicted model, not a curated record. Gene Ontology annotation, molecular function: SUMO transferase activity. Bases 268 to 1023 code for a protein of 251 amino acids. The transcript is spliced from 8 exons.
CGCAUUCAAUUUGUCAAAUAAAAUGAUUGCAAAAAAAAUACUCACAAUAUUGCUGUGUUGCCUACACUGUAAACUAAAGGCGCCAAAAUGCGAUGAUUAUCCGUACUCAGAAAGUUAGAAGACAAUAGAACGCAAAGUUGAAUUUUUUACGGUUUUUAAAUGUAUUCAUUUCGAUGUUUUAACUAUAAAAACUUAUAGGAUAUCUGUUUAUAAGUAGUUUAGUGGCAUUUCCGUGCUUAAUUCUUUGUAAUUUGGUUGUGAAUAAAUAUGGAUUGGAUUCAUUGCAACUCGUGUUUCGUUCAACCUACAGGCAGAGAAAAUGGAAACACGACCAAAACACAGUUUCAUUUGACCAGCUGCGGUCAUAUAUUUUGUGAUAACUGCAGUUGUUUUGCGGACGGAACAUUAGAUUGCUGCAAAUAUUGUAGGAAUAAAUGUUCAUCUACUAUGAUAGGAGAAAAGUCAUUUAAAACAAACUCGCAAGUUUUAGAAUAUUUCCAAGAACCAGAAGAAAUUCACGAAAAAUUGCUCAAAGUAAUGAAAUUCCAAAAAGCGCAUCGUAUUAAAUUAGUUGGUCAUCAUCAGUACAUUAUAUCGAAAUAUAAUAGAGCAAAAUUAUAUAUUAAAAAACUUGAAGGUGAACUAAAGAUUGCUAAGAAUGCAUUGCGGAAUACACCACAAAAUCCACAUAGCAUUACAGAAACUCGAUCCAUUUCAACCCCAAUUUUUCAACUAAAUUCAACUCCAUUUAAUAUGAUUAAUGAAGAAGCAAAAAUUCAUAAUACUCCUGCAAAAAUGAAAACAAAAAUUCCUGAUAUGAGACAUAGGAAACAGUCAUUUCGAAAUGAAUUAUCAAUUUUAUCUACGGGAAGUAAUGCAUCAGGAGUUUCUACACCAGGUUCUUCAGUUUACGCAAGUCCUGCACAAGAAAUUUGCAAUGAAAAGUACAUGCCUACAAUAGAUAACUUACAAUUAAAUUCAUUUGGACAAAAGUAUCUAAAAAAUAAUUCAAAAGACCUAUAA